Caenorhabditis sp. 36 PRJEB53466 is the source of this 1082-nucleotide messenger RNA. Lineage: Eukaryota; Metazoa; Nematoda; Chromadorea; Rhabditida; Rhabditidae. The record is from the annotation of a GenBank genome assembly.
AUGGUAAUUCGGUGGCUGGUCACGCGAUGCUCGCCACUCAAACAAUGGCCGUCUGGUAAUGGCUCGUUCCUCGGAACCAGAUUCUCUGUGCCUCUCUCCCUCCCGCCCGCUCCCUCGCCUCUUUCGGAGGAGGAGGUCAUGAGGGCUUAGACCACAUGAUGUGUUGGGCAAAGCGGCACUCUGCGUCUCUUGGUCCCCGCCCUUCUCGCGAGUCCCCGCCCAUCGCCCGCCCGUUCUGUGUGCUUCUUCUCAUUCACGUCCUUUCUCGGGUGUAGUAGUCGCCUUCUACUUUGCCUCUUUGGCACGGGAACAUGUGAUCUUUCUUUCGAUCUUGUUCCUUUCAAUAAGUUGUUCGCUUCUCUCUCCCUCUCGGAAAAACAACAAUGUCCGUUGUCUACCUGUUUCCAUUCUCACUUCUCGUUUCUUGCCUUUCUUCAUCAUACCUUUUCAUUUUCAGACCCACAAUCCCUAGUCAAGAUGCUUCGCUUCUUCCUCAACUUCGUCGCUUCUGGCAACAAUCAACAACUUCAACGAGAAGAGGAACAAGCUGCUCCGGUUGCUCCGGCUGCUCAACCUAAUGAGGCCGCAAACGCUAAUCUGGUCGAAGAAGAAGGCGAAUGGAUGAACGUGAAUUUCGUCGCUGCGCAACGCGAGAACGACGAUAUGGUGCUCGUCGAGAACCCGGAAAUCCUGCCGCUCGACAACGACAAUGAGAACAUGGAUCCCGAGAGAGCUGCUGCGAUCCGGAGGGUAAACGACUCGGCGGGGAAGAAGAAGACGCCAAAGAAGGCCGCAAAUGCGAAAGUCUCCUACAUGAAGCACCUCGAAACUGUGGUCAGUUGAAUCAAUUUCUCGUUUCCCAAUUGAAUUGCGAAUCUUUUCAGAUGUUCGCCAACCCGGCUACCGGAAUUGACAGCCGUCUGGAGAGAACCCGGAAGCAAGAUCGUCUGGCGAAGGUCGAGAAGACGAACCAUCAUGCGAGCACCAAAGCGGACACGCAACGCGCCAAGAUGUCGUCGGGACGAAGCAACGAUCGCAAAGUUCACAUCGCCUUCGACAUCAAGCAGAUCGGUGACAACUAG